Molecule: messenger RNA, 4083 nt
Organism: Giardia duodenalis
Lineage: Eukaryota; Fornicata; Diplomonadida; Hexamitidae
Exons: 1
Coding region: 1-4083 (1360 amino acids)
Source: RefSeq, a predicted model, not a curated record
AUGUACACACAGAGGUCAUUGCACAAAAGGUAUGUUGUACUUGUGAAUGCCAUACUCUCUUCACCACAGCCUUGGAGCAUACGGCGGCGAGCUACAGCUCUUUUAUGGGAAUAUCGCCUGGGGUUUAAACGUACAAGAAACAUGCUUCUUCAGUUCAUGCAUCAUCUGGGCUCGGUUCAGGAUAACACUGACACACUUUUGAAUAUUUUUGUCGCUACCAAGUUUAUUGGACAUCCAGCCCUUUCACAACUAUCUGAUCUGGUAAAGAGGUUGUUUCUGAAGUCUAAUAGAGAGGAUUGGUCUGCUAUAGAAUCGGCCGUGCUUACUCUUCUAUUACUAUCACUCUAUCAAGGACAGGAUUCAAAAUCAUGCAAUUCUCCUACAUCGAUCUGUACCCUUCAACCUCAUAGAGACACUCCUUCUUUACUUACAUCCAUUUUAGGAAAUUAUCAAAGCCCCAAUCAGCAACUGCUCAAGAAGCACUUCUCAGCUAUUAGCAAAAGCAUGUCGGUUCUGAAUCCUUGCACACAGAAUGACUCUCUUUGUAUUUCAAGGAAAGCUUCUGGUUCGACUGGAGAAUUACUAUGCUUUAGCUUUCAGCCGGCAGCUUUCACUGGGAAUACUACUUCACGGCGUUCUACCGCAGUCUCAAUUCUUCAAAGUCGUGGGGAAGGUCUUCGAGAAGCUGUGUUAAGCUCACCACAUAACCCUAAGGGAGAAGUGCUCCUUUUAGGUCAGAUAACGUGCUUCGAUGAUCUUCUGACGCUUAUAAAGGGUUUGAAUACACACCAGCAGUUUGCAAUCUAUAAUAACCUGUCUCUAUCUUUAGAGACACGAAAACUUGCAAAACUUUGGGUUCAGCCAAACCUCUAUCUCAUGUCUUGGGAGGCCCUUGUUGAUCGCUUUGUUGACCAGUACUUUGGAAUAGAGAUUGCCCACGAGGUUGCCAAUAGGCUUACUGAUAAAGUUCUUUUUGACCUUUAUCUUGCAAAUCAGGUUGUCUGCAGUCAGAGUGCGAUCGAGGGAGACACAAGAGCUAGUUCCGCCUUCCUUAUCCAACUGCAAGAGUUGGAAACAGUGCAUUCUGUAGUACAUGGGUACAAGAACCAUCUUAGACACUGCAUUUUGCAUGAAAGGUUUUCUCAUUCUGUCGAGCUGUUAGAUGUAUGUGUCAUGCGUGGAUCUGUCUUUGCAAGACAGCAAUCUAGGAAGAUGUUGCCAACUUUCUACACCCUGGUCUCAGAGGGGAUUCUGAAGAAGAUGCAGCAACUAAUCAUUACAGAAACAUACAGAAUGUACGCGGGUAGUUGUAGUCAGCGAUCACAAGGUGGGUCCCCAGAGAUAGAAUUGGGCAUUGGAGGAGGGAUUCCCAUUAUUAAAAGGUGUCUCUUUUAUGAAUUUGAGAACAUUGGGCCCCUAUCCUGCAACUCUGCCUUGGCAGCUUUGUUCCAAAAAAGAUGGGAACUUCCUGAGCCAAUGGCAUUAAUUGAAGAGCUGCUCCGACCUAUCCCACGCAUCUGGCUGCCUUUCUCACUUAAAGAAUAUGCAGGGACUAUCAUCGAACUUUUCAAUUUAGGAUCUCUUUUGUCGGCAACCAGAGAACAUUAUCCGCUCCUGCUUAGGACUCUUUUUUUGUACACUAGUACCGUUACUGGAGCCAUGACUCACCACACAACAUCAUCGAGCACGGAUUGUGUAGAAACUCUUCUAUUUUCAUCUGACUAUGAGUUCUACAAACCUAAGGAUACGCAUACCUCGAAACUUAGUGCUAAAAGCCAAGGAUUGGCCCAUCAGCUCAUUCAGGAGAGCAUCGGGUCAUAUAUUUCACAUACAGCAAGCUUUCUUGAGCAGGAGCAAAUCCGUAGAAGCGUUGCUAAUCAGCUCGAAGAACAAACCGGAAAGCUUAGCAAGAGCGUGACCUUGUCCGCAAUAAGUAGAGACAAUCAGGCUAAUAUCCAAGACGAGGCACUUCUUCCCGGUGCCGUUGCAUCCAAAAGGGAGAUUGCAGCAGUUCUAAACGAUCUUAAGUCCUACUUCGUAACAGAAAUGAGCAAGCUUGGACUGGAUGUCAAAAAGGAUGAAGUUGUAGACGGUUUGAAUCGCCAAUUUAAACUAUUAUUGGCCAAACAAGCCCCUAGCUAUGCAGACCUUUUUGAAGAAAUGGAGACAAAGCAAAAUCUAGAAGAAUUGAAAAGCGAGGAGCUGAUCCCACGAGCUUCAUUGCAGGACUCUGGUGCGGUAGAGGAAAAUAUAUCUAAUCUCAAGGCACCAGAAUUCUUUGUCGAUAAGAAAAUACCAGGAAACGCCGCAGCACCAUUCGAUAAAAGUUUAGAUACACAGAAGCUCCUCGGUGAAGAAGACCUGCUAGCUCGUAAGAAGAUGGAGGAGAGAAUUGAAAAGGCAAAGCAGCGAGAUGAAGUGCAUAAGGCUGCUGUAGAAAGAGAUAAGACUCUGCCUCUUCGAAAACGGAAGUUUAAGACAGCAAAGGAGAUCAUAGAGAAUACAGAGUAUGAAGGUGUUGGUGUUUUCUUCGACUGGGACGAGUAUCUUCAUGAUAAGUUCCCAACACUAGUAGAUUCUCUGCAUAAAUCUCAUGCCCUUGCAAGCACUGACUCUCAAAACGAAUUUCUUAUUUCGCCAAUCCAUCGGCAAGAUGAUAUAGACAAGGGCUGGUGUCAUUUUUCUAGAGAAAAGCAUGAUACAGAGCUUUUUCUAUCCUACUCUGACGUUAAUUACAGACAGCUGAUCUCUCAAUACAUGGGACCAAUCCAGCUUCUCCACCAAUUAACAAACAAGAUAGUGUGCAACUACCUUCUGUAUGAGUCAAACCUCUUUUCGUGCAUAGAUACCGUGGGUGAGGUAUGCUUCCUUUUAGAUAGCAAUUUGACCAAUAGACUACUGUCUACGUUCUUCAAACACGGAAGUAGUACAUGGAUUUUUGACGGAUCGUUUCAGGAGCAGCGGGUGCUCUCUGUGCUGUCUCGUCAUGACCUACGCGGUGUAGCAGAGUUAACCAUACUUACUGGGUCACUGAGCUCCGCUGAUGUUCCUGGUCACAGCAGAAUUUCAGCAGAAGACGAUCUGCCCCAGCAAGGACGGGAGGCGAUUGACUCUAUUAUUUCCAUGAACAGGACACUAAACUCAGAUUUAUCUACGACGCUUGAAGGUCAAUUAUCAGAUCUGUAUACAUCUGUCUGUCUUCUAUGCAAUCCUCACUCUAACUCGUCUCUCCCCAUUCAUAGUAUUAUAUCAGCCCGAGAUAUUGCCAACGUCCUGCAGUUAUACAGUCCAAAGCGUCCUGGAUCCGCAUCUCGCAAAGACAAUGGUGUACUUGAUCAUCUUCUGAUCAAAGAAAACGAGCGACGCAUAUCUCAAUCUUACAGCUCCAACACUAACUUUACUAUGCUUCUAGAUUUUUCUACUAGCAACGCAUUGUUCCACCAAUUGUACUAUGCGCCUCUUGAGCCUCUCAUCCUUGUGGUUUUUAAACACAUCCUUACAUUGUCGCAAAGCCUAUAUUCAUUGCAUGGGCUUUGGUUUCUCCUGGUGGUUAGCGAUAAAGAUCACAAAAGAUACUCCGCAUUGGAAAGACGCACACGUAAGUUACUAGUUAUUCGUCACAGUGCAUGUUGCUUCUUACAAGUCUUCCUCCGCUUUUUGCUUGGAGAUGUACAUUUGACUCUGGAAAACGCAAAGCAGUGCAUUUACAAAACUCUGGAGACAGGGACAAACGUACUCAGGUCUGUAGAUCAGUGGCACACUCUGAUUGCCAUUACGUUGGCGCGCCUUUUUCUGACUGGUCCCCAUCGAACCAUUUUUGCAGCCAUAAAGGAGAUGCAGUGCCAUGUCCUGCGGUUUUGCAACGAAGUGUGUGCUUACAUAGAGUUUAGCAAGGCAGCGCCCGGGGUAGUAUUCAAUUAUGAGGAGAAACUGACCGAAGUCUUUUGGCGAGCAUCAAAUGCUGGCCUGGACCUGCAGCAUGCAAUAGAUGAGAUUGUAGCAUGCUUGGUCCAUUACGUAGAAAAGCUUGGGGUGACACGCUAUGAGGAGGUCCUGGCUCAGUUUUCUUUACUAAGUAAAUAG